This is a messenger RNA of Letharia lupina, 927 nucleotides long. RefSeq lists its product as uncharacterized. The record is from RefSeq and is a predicted model, not a curated record. The transcript has a single exon. Lineage: Eukaryota; Fungi; Ascomycota; Lecanoromycetes; Lecanorales; Parmeliaceae. The coding region runs from base 1 to 927 and encodes 308 amino acids.
AUGGUGCGACCUCAAGAUCGCUCGAAAGCCUACGGUCAAAGAGCUCAUGGGCACGAACCGGACAGACGUUCCACAGGAGGUGGGCCCCACCAAGGGUCACGAAGUGGUUCUGACAUGACAAGACGGAAAAUCCGUGAGAUCGACGAAGAAGGUAUGGACGAUUUUGUCAACGAUUUUGAAGAGAUGGGCAUGGACGCAGGCAGAAAUUCCACAUCAGGCGGUCCUCAAGGCAGACGAGGUACCGGACGCCGUUUCUUUUAUGACAUGGACGAUUUCGACGAAGAGGACAUCGAUCCCCGUAGACCAUCGGCACGAGGUGGACCCCAGGGGAGAAGAGACACAAGACCUCGUCACUUGGACAACAUGGACGGUUUCGAAGGAGAGGAUAUUUAUCCCCGUAGAGCAUCGACACGAGGCGGACCCCAGGGGAGACGAGGCGUCGGACCUAGAUACAUGGACGAAACCUCUACCGAUAUGGUCCCAUACGUAGCAGGAAGCGGUUAUGGAUCGAAGGCUCAAACUGCAAACCCUUCAACUGCCAAAUCAAAGCCGUCUCUCGGCGAACUUGAAGCUGAGCUUGAUAGAGUCGAAAUGGAACAAGAACGGCUCGGGGACAAGAUUAUGCAAAUCAAGAUGGAGAUUUACAGAAUAGAGCCCGAAUCGGAAAGAUUCAACGACAGUGACAGGUCUUUCCUGCACCUGCCCUCCAAAGGAAAUCGCAAUCAUGAGGAGCGCGGAUCUCGCCACGGCCGCCGAGGUCCUGCACCUUUACGCGUCGGAAAUUUGGACCGUGGUGCAGCUCGUCAUCGAGAGCACGAUCAAAGAUCUGGUAAAGAUGUACGUCUUUACAAAAUCUUGUUUGAUGGACUUGCUGACCUGUCAUCAUCUAGACGCUCGCCCGUGCGCAGGUUUGCACCGAUUUUGUAG